Molecule: messenger RNA, 1080 nt
Organism: Psylliodes chrysocephalus
Lineage: Eukaryota; Metazoa; Arthropoda; Insecta; Coleoptera; Chrysomelidae
Source: the annotation of a GenBank genome assembly
CUCUCUAGUUCAUGGGUCCAGUUCGCAUUGUUAACAAAUGGAGUAGGUAUAAAAUGUUUGCUUGUAGACUUGUAGAAAAACAACAUCAAUAUCAUUAUCUACCAUUUAUAUGUAUAUUGAAUCAAGGUCAUUUAUAUAUCGGCUUUCACUUUUGAUAAAAGAAUAAUACCUUUAUCUUGAAAGUUUUAGAUUUCAUUGUCAUAAAUGCAAAAUAGCUUAAACGUUUUCAUAACAACUUUAAUUAACAAGCAAACAAAAUAUUACAUUAACGUUAUCAAUAUGUCCACCAAGCACUUGGCAGCAGGAUCUGUAGAGCCCCCAAGAACCGAAGGCAUACUAACAAUUUACUCUAUGAAAUAUUGUCCUUAUGCUCAAAGGCCGUUACUUGUUUUAAAAGCAAAAAAUAUUCCACACGAGAUUGUAAAUAUUAAUCUAACUAGAAAACCAGAUUGGUAUUUCAAAAUACAUCCUGAAGGGAAAGUACCUGCCCUUAUUGACGGAUCGAAAACCAUCAUAGAAAGUCUCGAUAUUUGCGAUUAUCUAGACGAAAAGUAUCCUGAACCUCCCUUAUAUCCUGCCGAUCCUGCAGCUAAAGAAAAAGAUAAACGAGUCAUCGAAAAAUCUUCUAGAUUAAUAAAUAUUUUUUUUAAAUGUUUAUAUUCUUUAGAUGCUACUACUCCUCAAGAAUGGGCUAAAUUGUUGUUAAUCGAAUUGCAAGAAGUAGAAAAUGAACUUGCUUCAAGAGGUUCUACUUUCUUUGGAGGUGAAAAACCCGGAAUGAUUGACUACAUGAUAUGGCCGUGGGCCGAGAGAAGUGAAAUAGUAAAUAUCAAAUACGGCGAAAAUGUUCUUAAAGAUACCGACAUACCGCUUUUACGGAAAUGGAAAGCAACUAUGCUGAAGCAACCGGUUUGCAAAGAGCUUUACAUUAAUGGAGAGCAAUUAUGGAAUUAUUUCGAACCGAAGUUAUCCAAUCAGGAACCAAACUAUGAUGACGUACAAGCCAAAAUGUAAAAAAAACAUAAACAUUUUUAAAUAAUUUCCUUCAUUAUAAUAUAUUAGAAAUGAUCCUAAAAUUAG